Messenger RNA from Vanessa tameamea, 1264 nucleotides. RefSeq lists its product as uncharacterized. The coding region runs from base 13 to 1137 and encodes 374 amino acids. The record is from RefSeq and is a predicted model, not a curated record. Gene Ontology annotation, biological process: L-threonine catabolic process; glycine biosynthetic process. Gene Ontology annotation, molecular function: L-allo-threonine aldolase activity. Gene Ontology annotation, cellular component: cytosol. NCBI's taxonomy places the organism in Eukaryota, Metazoa, Arthropoda, Insecta, Lepidoptera, Nymphalidae. The transcript has 7 exons.
UGCAUAUAAAAUAUGGCGUUUAUUGUGGAUCUGCGGUCUGAUACCGUCACUAAGCCUACAAAAUCUAUGAUGCACGCAAUGGUAAAUUCUGCUCUUGGAGACGAUGUAUUUGGAGAAGAUCCUACUGUGAAUGCUUUGGAGAGUAAAGUAGCAACUUUAUUAGGAAAACAAGCGGCAUUAUUCGUACCCAGUGGUACUAUGGCUAACCUUAUUGCAAUAAUGGUGCAUUGUAAUAAAAGAGGUUCAGAGGCAAUUGUCGGUAAUCUAUCACAUAUUUUCAAAUAUGAACAGGGUGGUGCGGCUCAUGUUGCAGGAGUUCUUUUAAGUACUAUUCAAAACAAACCUGAUGGAACUUUUGACUUGCAAGAGUUGGAGAGUAAAAUUCGGGGGUCAGAUAUCCAUGAAGCGAUAACAUCUUUAAUUGCAAUCGAAAAUACUCACAAUGUUUGUGGAGGGAAGGUUUUGCCAAUCCAGUGGAUAGAUGAUCUCGCAGAGCUCUGCAAGAAGCAUAACAUACUCCUACAUAUGGACGGAGCUCGACUGCUGAACGCCAGCACGUAUUUGGAGGUGCCGGCGGAGCGAAUCGUACGAGGCUGCGACAGCGUGUCGCUGUGUUUCAGCAAGGGACUGUCCGCGCCCGCAGGCUCCGCACUCGUGGGCUCCUACCAUUUCAUAAAGCAGGCGCGGCGCGCGCGCAAGAUGCUGGGCGGCGGCAUGCGGCAGGCCGGCGUGCUGGCGGCGCCGUGCGCGGUGGCGCUGGACGACGCGGCGCUGGCGCUCGACCACCGCCGCGCGCGCGUGCUGGCGGACGUCAUCCACGGCCUCUUCCUCAAGACGUUCUCCGUGGACGUCGAAGGUCAGCGCACAAACAUAGUACUGGUGCGGAUUUCCGAGAAUAGUCCUCUGAAUGCUGAUCAAGUGCUGCAGAGGCUGGCACAAAUAUGUUUGGCUGAAACUCAGGGAAGUUGUAAGACUACGAACGACGAAGGCGUGAUAGUUAAAGCGAUAUGCUUUAAUGAAAAAACUCUGAGGUUCACACUUCACCGCGAGAUACAGGACGAGGAACUCUGGUUGGCCAUCAUGAAGAUCACUUAUGUGUUCAAGGAGUUGGACGCUGCUCAUCCCGUAAAGAGUUAAAGCAGUAACCCCAUUAUAGAACACGACCAUCGACCAUAGACAAAUGAUAUUUCUAUAUAUUAUUGUUGAAAUACAUAUAUUUUCCCGAAUAUAAAUCUAUUGUAUACAUACAUAUUAGACUGACUAA